Molecule: messenger RNA, 636 nt
Organism: Ctenocephalides felis (cat flea)
Lineage: Eukaryota; Metazoa; Arthropoda; Insecta; Siphonaptera; Pulicidae
Product: spermine oxidase-like
Exons: 5
Coding region: 1-636 (211 amino acids)
Molecular function (GO): polyamine oxidase activity
Source: RefSeq, a predicted model, not a curated record
AUGGCAAAAAAUAUUGUAAUUAUCGGAGCUGGAGCUGCAGGAAUAUCUGCUGCUGUUAAAUUGAAUAAAAAUGGUUUAAGAAAUGUGAUUAUUUUAGAAGCUAGUGAUAGAAUUGGUGGUAGGAUUCACACAACAUUAUUUGGAAACAACACUGUGGAUUUAGGAGCACAAUGGUGUCACGGAGAAGAAGGAAAUAUUGUACAUGAUAUAGUGAAGGAUAUGAAUCUAUUAAGUAGUUCAGAAAUGUUCCUCAAUAAUGAAAUUCUCAUAUCAGAUGGAACAACAGUUUCCAAAGACAUUUCUAAAAAACUUGAAGAAAUUUAUUUAAAGAUUGCUAUCAAUGAGGAUGAUAUAAUAGAUCCUGACCUAUAUUACAAUAUUUUAAAGGAAACUGAAUAUCAAUUAAUCGAUACAGUUCUCGCUGAACAAUACUUAGAGUGGUGCCAUAAAUGUGUUAAUAGUGUUGAUGCAUCCGACAAUUGGUUUGAAAGUUCUGCUAAAGGAUCAUUAGAAUAUUUUGAAUGCCCUGGACAUCCAUUAUUGAAUUGGAAAGGUGCUGGAUAUAUUAGAUUUCUAGAAGUCUUAAUGAUUUCUUAUCAAACUAACAAAGUUUGUAUAGGAAAAAUACCCAGAUAA